Molecule: messenger RNA, 321 nt
Organism: Aspergillus pseudotamarii
Lineage: Eukaryota; Fungi; Ascomycota; Eurotiomycetes; Eurotiales; Aspergillaceae
Exons: 2
Coding region: 1-321 (106 amino acids)
Source: RefSeq, a predicted model, not a curated record
AUGUCUGUUGAGCAAUUGCAAAAGCUCCUUCAUGGUCCUGCUGGCAUAUCGCCACCGGGCGUGGAGCCCAACUUAGUGAACCCUCCAAAUCAACGUAUAUCUGGACAGGCGGCUAUACUAGUUUGCGGUAUAGCGGCGUCUAUUACCUUGUUCAUGCGCAUCUACACCAGGGUGUUUGUUAUCCGCAAGACCAGCAUGUCCGAUUACUCCAUUAUUGUGGCCUGGGUAGAGAUCCUCUUUCUUCAUCCAAAUACACGGGCUAAAUUGAUUAUUGUAGGGAAUUUAUGUGGGCUUAUGCGUCGUCUGUUGGUUUGGAAAUGA